This is a messenger RNA of Vespa velutina, 11886 nucleotides long. RefSeq names its product unconventional myosin-XVIIIa (gene Mhcl). The transcript has 25 exons. Lineage: Eukaryota; Metazoa; Arthropoda; Insecta; Hymenoptera; Vespidae. Gene Ontology annotation, molecular function: cytoskeletal motor activity; protein binding; ATP binding. The record is from RefSeq and is a predicted model, not a curated record. The coding region runs from base 1664 to 8008 and encodes 2114 amino acids. Gene Ontology annotation, cellular component: myosin complex.
UUUCUCUCUCACUCUUCACCCGACACGACGAACACGAACGAAUGGGCGAACGGAAAUACGAGCGAUCGAUUGGCGCUGUGUUUGGUGGUAGUGGCCGCUGAGUACGAGAAAGGUACGGUGAAAAGUGACAAGUAGACGAGAGAGUGAGAGAGAGAGAGAGAGAGAGAGAGAGAGAGAGAGAGAGAGAGAGGGAGAGAGAGAAAAGGAUAGACAUUCGGCACGUUAUCUCUCUCACUUCCUUUCUCGCGUUCUUUUACGCAAUGAGACAUAGACAGUGUAUUACGAACAUAUUUUAGUGGUUAGAGAGAAACAGAAAGAAAAAGAAAGAGAGAGAGAGAGAGAGAAAGAGAAAAUGAAUGAUGGAAAGAGAUAGAUAAAAAAAGGAACGAAAGCAAGAGAGAGAGAGAGAGAGAGAGAGAGAGAACGCAAAGUGCACGGCGAAAGUUGGGUGCGAACACAUAGAUGAUUUACCUCCUACGAUAUAGAUAGACAGAUAGUUACUCGCACGUGUGAGGAGCGCGAGUCUGACGUAUCAACGAACUCUCCCUUUUAUUCGAUAUUAUCAAAGCAAUCGUUCCGAUUUGUUGAAGGUGUAUGUUUUUAAAUAUCCCGCCAAAGAUUCUCAAUGACAUUAAUCGGAGGAAGGACAAAUAACUCGCAGUGGUCAUCGAUGAUGACACUGUCAUUUCCGGAUAGUUAGAUCCGAUCAUGAAGAAAACAACGGGGGAAGUUGUUUCGGCCGGUGGUUCACGCCCUUGCGGCUUCUUCGUUCACGACGAAGCGACAACAAUAACGAUUACGGGUACGGGUACGGGUACGGGUACGGCGGGUACGACGACGAUCGAGCAACAACGAUCCAACGAAUCUAACGUGCCGGCUCGAUAACUUUACCAUCUCUCUAUCCUUUAUAUAUAUAUAUAUUUCUACACACACCACACACACACACACACUUACGUACACUUAUACAUAUAGAUACACCGACACAUACACACGCACAAGCAUAUACUCGUUUGCUGAUUCCAUACACUCAUCCUACUCCCCCUACCCUAUCCUUAUUCCCCUUACUCCCCUCCCCUCCUCCCUUCACCCCACCAUUUCCAACUUCAACCUAUCCCCUUCCAACUACAGUACUCCCAAGCAGCCAAUGUCGAUGCUCGUAUUUUGUCUGCGUUCUAUGUAUUUGUUCGUUAAGUCUACUACGUUGUGUGUGUUUUACCGUGCGUAUUCGUUGUUGUCGUUGUCAUCGUCGUCAUCGUCGUCGUCGUCGUCGUCAUCGUAGUAGUAGUAGUAGUAGUAGUAGUAGUAGUAGUUGUAAUAGUAGUAGAACGUACGCGUGUCGAUGACGAGUCGCGCGCGAUUUUUCGAAGUGAGAAAAACGCUACCUUCGUGUCGGUGGUGAGUACGUUCUUUGUGGUUUGUUGGUUAUACAGAAAGAAGAGAGAAAGAUAAAAAAAGAGAGAAAGAGAGAGAGAGAUAGAAGAAAAAAGUAAAAAAGAAAGAAAGAAAGAAAGAGUGGGUGAGUGAGUGGGUGAGAGUGAGUGAACGAGCGAGCGAGCGAGAGAGCGAGCGAGUGAGUGAGUGAGUGAGUGAGUGAUCGUCGUCGCCAUCGUCUUGUCAGCUGGUCGAACGUGCAUCGUCUUUGAGGUGUCGCGUGAGCGAGAAAAUGUUCAACUUCAUGAAGAAGGCCACGGAGAAGGACGACAAGGAGAAGAGGAAGAGGGAGAAGAAGGAACGGAAGGAUGUCAAGAAAAGAGAUCGAGGGAGUAUGUCUGCUGAGGAACUUCUACGACUCGAUGAGGUUCGUAGAUCAUUGAAGAUACCAGGACGCAGAAAGGAAAAGGAAAAACUACCUAGCGGUAUAACAGCAGAUUAUAGUGCAUCCUUCUUUGCUCACUUGGAUCGGGAUUUAUUGGAGAACUCGCAGAACACGACGGGUGGAACAGGAAACACGGUGGGCGGUGGUACAGGCUCGAGUUGGACAAUGAGAACGCCUGAUGGUUUGACACAGAGCGACUCAUCGGAGACAUCGUUGACCUCUUUGAGUACAACAACGACAAAUGCCGGUGGACAAUCUGGCAAGAAUCUCCCUCCUCUUCCACCGAAACCUCCAAAAAGAGGGAUUUUAAAAGGGCCAAGAUUGAGUAUCACCAGUGGUACCAUAAACGUCCUUUCGGAAGAAAUUGUUCUACCGAACGGGAAUGAAGGUGGUUAUCAAGAGGCCAGUAAUUUGUUGGUGAGAAACACUCUACAGAACGAAGUGAUAGCCUACCAGAACGUUCCGCCUACACACUCAACAAGCUUAGGUGCCAUGGCUGCUGGUCUCACGAAGGACGAAGUUUGCAGUCCUUCCGAGGAAGAAACGCAAUCUUGGCGAAUAUCUUCUCAACAAUCUUCUCAUCAUCAUCAGCAUUUUCAUCAUCAACAACAGCACCUUCAGCAACACCAUGAACAACAUCAGCAACAUCAAUUGCAUCAUCAACAACAGCAGCAGCAGCAACAACAACAGCAACAACAGCAACAUCAUCAUCAUCAUCAUCAUCCGGCUGAGUCGAAAUUGCUGCAGGUUGUGACAAGUGCCAGUCCGUCGGCUGAUUCUUUGACGGACACGACCAAUUCGAGUUUCGCUACACCACCGUUCAGUUUGUCACCGGUCGGUGAAUCUCAGGGUUUCUGUAGAUGGCGAUCCUCAGCUUCUUUCGAGGAACAAGGAGUAGAACUUCAGCUACCGGAAAUUGUGCCUCUCGAACUUCCGGAACCACGAGAAUUGACAAUCCAAAGGCAGCCACCACCUCGUAACGAUUUUGGUUUUUCUCUUCGUCGUGCUGUCAUUGUUGAACGUGCUGCCAAUGGUGUUACUCAAAUGAGGCCUGUCAUUUUCGCUGAACCUGGUACUUUAGUUCAACAUAACAACGACACUGGUCUUCUACCGGGUGACCGGCUUAUCGAAGUUAAUGGGAUCAAUGUCGAUGAUAAGUCUAGGGAAGAGAUCAUUGAUUUAAUUAAAGGAUCUGGUAGCAGUGUCACGGUGAAGGUGCAACCAGUCGCGGAACUAUCAGAGCUCUCAAGACGAGGUGGAAGCGACGGCCAGCAAGUCGAGCUGGCACCUGCGAAUAUUCGCGGUGGCACGCUCCGUCGAUCCGGUAGCCUGCGGUUUCAUCAGAAUACGGCGCGAUCGGAGGAGCACCUUGCACAAGAACAAGCAUGGCUAACUUCCGAGAGGAUCUGGUUAUUACAUCGGGCAGGUUUUACACCGGCCAUGCGUUGUGGACCAGCGGAUCCGGAUACGGGAAAGUUACGAAUUUGUUUGACGACCUCCGGUGAGGAACUUCUCGUUGAUGAGGAAGAUGUCGAGAAGGCUAAUCCUCCGCAAUUUGAUAAAGCCGAGGAAUUAUCUCAAUUGCGAUUCCUCAAUGAGUCCUCUGUUCUACAUAUAUUGAGACAACGCUAUGCUAGUAAUUUGAUUCACACGUACGCCGGUGACAGUAUGCUUAUCAUAAAUCCAGUGGCCCCAUUGGCAAUAUAUUCGGAGAAGGUCGCUCAUAUGUUCCGAGGUUGCAAAAGCGAAGAUAUGCCACCUCACAUAUACGCUAUGGCACAGUCAGCGUAUAGAGGGAUGUUGGCAACUCGGAGAGAUCACUCUCUCGUCUUUCUUGGUCGUAGCGGCGCCGGAAAAACUACGAAUUUCAAGCACGCGCUGCAUUACCUCGUGCUAGCUGCAGGGACUGUGAAUAAGAUAUUAACCAUAGAGAAGUUGAAUGCCUUGUUCACCGUGCUCGAAGCCUUUGGAAAUAGUCGGACCCAUAUGAAUUCGAACGCAACACGUUUUACGCAACUGUUUAGCCUGGACUUCGAUCAGUCUGGACAAAUCGCUUCGGCAUCGCUUCAAGUACUGCUAUUGGAAAAAUCGAGAAUAGGUAGAAGAGCAAACGGCGAUCCAACGUUUCAUGCUAUUUAUCGUCUAUUAGCUGGCGCAGAAGGUGCCCUGAGAAAGGAACUUCAUUUAACGAAUCUAGUCGCUGAGAACAAUCAAUUCGUUACGCCAUUACAAAAGCACGAGGAUAAGCAACGUGCCAUGGUGGAGUUCAAUCGUAUCGUCGCUGCCUUUAGGAUUUUAGGAGUCUCUGAGACCGACGAGAAGGUCAUUUGGCUAGUAUUAGCUGGAAUUUAUCAUUUAAGUUGUGCCAGUGCGGUUAAAGCUGGUACAACGUCGCAGAGCCGUUGGCAAUUCGCUAGAGUGGAGUGUGCUGAAAAGGCAGCUAAUUUAUUGGGCACAUCGGUGGAGGAAUUAAGUAGGAUAGUCUUUUCAUCGAACGGAGGCGGUGCUGGUACGCCAAACACCCCAAGGCCAGCCUUAAGAACACCCAGUCCAACCGAGCAAAGCAAAGAUGUCACCGGUAUUGACGCUCUUGAGGGUCUCCUUAUCGGUCUUUACUCGGAAGUUUUUCAUUGCGUUGCGGCACUCAUUAACAAAUCUAUAUCGUCAUCGGUGCAUACUGUAUCCUCACUUUUGUUAUGCGAUUCGCCUGGUUUUCAAAAUCCUGCUUCGUGCGGAAGACAAACCGGAGCAUGCUUUGAGGAUCUAUGUCACAAUUAUCUUCAAGAACGUUUACAAUUACUUUUUCAUCAUACGACUUUGGUAGCUCCGAAAGAUAGAUACGUUCAGGAAGGUAUCGAUGUUGAUUACGAGGAUGAUUAUGACGAAGAUGGGGUUGGAUCCCCUCAAGGUUUGGUCUCUCUCUUAGACAGGGGUAGUUCUCAGAGUGCUACAAUGUUACGUACUAGUCAAAGUGAUUUAAGUGGUAGCAGACAAAUGGAACGGAAAGGUUUACUUUGGUUGUUGGAUGAGGAAACCGUCUGUCCUGGUGGUAGCGAUGAAACUUUCUUGGAUCGACUGUUCUCUUAUUACGGGGACAGAGAUCAUCAAAUGCUUUUGAGAAAGGCACCAGGCAACAAUCAAUUCGUACUUCAACAUCUGUUAGGUACUAAUCCCGUUUUGUACACCGCAACUGGUUGGUUGAAGGCUACGCGAGAAAAUUCCGUGGCAAAGAGUGCAAUUACGAUUCUUCAAGAGAGUUCGAGAGAAGACGUUAGUAUGCUAUUCGUAAGUGCACGAGGUGCCGGUGUAUCUGGUGCUUUGUGCGGUUCGAUGCCUGGCUUAGAGGGAUCACAAUCCUUGAGAAGAGCCUCGAGUAUUCGAAGAACAUUUACGGCAGUUAAAAGGAAAAAUGUUUGUUUGCAAGUAAAAUUUACAGUUGACGGCCUCAUCGAGACUCUACGUCGAACUCGUCUAAAAUUCAUCCACUGUCUUCUACCGCAACAUAAUGCCGGUUGUACUGAUAACAAGAGUUUGCUGUCAGUGAAAUCUAAUCAGAACGAAGACAGUGUUAUAAACGUGCCUCUUUUAAGAUCACAGAUUCGCGGAAGUCAGAUAAUAGACGCAGUGCGUUUACAUAAGGUCGGUUUCCCAAAGUACAUGGCCUUAGGUGAAUUUAGACGUCGAUUUGCUUUAUUAUCCAGCGAUGUGAACGCCCGACCUGGCAGUCCUGUUGCCGAUGAACGUCGUGCGGUCGAAGACAUGCUUCUAACCGUUGACAUUGAUCCUGCCUCCUAUCGUGUCGGCCAGAGUCAAAUAUUCUUCAGAUCGGGGACCUUAGAAAGAUUAGAAGCUCAGAGAGAUGAGAAGCUCACUGGACAUAUUAUCCUCCUUCAAGCUCGAUGCAGAGGAUACCUUGCUCGUCGAAAACUUAACACAUUGAAGCUGCAAGACCUCGCGGUGAGAUGUAUUCAAAGGAACGUGAGGAAGCUGAUGUCGGUGCGAGAAUGGCCAUGGUGGAGAUUGUACGUGAAAGUCGCGCCUCUCUUAAAUGUUCAUCGGACCGAGGAUCAGUUAAAGGCGAGAACGGAAGAACUUGAAGUACUUCGGGCGAAAGUUGAAAGGCUCGAACAGGAACGGAAUCAUCUUAAGCAUGAUAAUGAUAAACUCGAGGCAAAGUUGAGCGAAAUGACGGCUGACUUCGCGGAAGAACACUCAACCUCUACGUUAGCAGCCGAAAGGAUCGAUGCAGAAACAUCGGAACGUUUAAGAUUAGAACGAGAACUCCAAGAUGUUACCGAGGCUAAUAAGAAUCUCCAGCAGACUACUGAAAGACUCGAAAUGGAAUUAUUGUACGCGAGAGCAGCUGAUUUGAACGGCGUCGCGUCAGAUGGUGAAGAUGGCGAAGAUGGCGGUGUCUAUAGGCAACGCUACGAACAUGCUAUUCGUGAACUCGAAUUUACCAAGAGAAAGAUGGCUCAACAGCACGAAGACGAUCUCGAACAAUUGGUUGGUCUAAAGAAGCAAUUGGAGAAGAAGCUAGCCGAUGCCUAUGAAGAAGUCGAAGAACAACGUCAGGUCGUAGGUCAAUGGAAACGCCGAGUUCAAAAGUUAAAUGGUGAAAUGCAUGACCUAAGAUUGCUGUUGGAAGAACAAACCGCUAGAAAUAAUCUUUUGGAGAAGAAACAACGCAAGUUUGAUUCAGAAACGCAAAACUUGAUGAACGAUCUCAGGCAAGAAAAAGCGCAACGAGAGAGAUUGGCGCGGGAAAAAGAGAUUACGAUCGCUGAGAAGUUUACGAUAGAACAAAACUUGAGUGAUGCAAAAUUAGAAAUUGAAUUGAAAGAAGAACGACUUCGUACGUUGAGUCAAGAAUUGGAAGAAUUAACGUUCGGUGGUAAAACAGAAGAAGAGGUUGCUCAAUUGAAGAAAGCGAAACACGAGUUGGAAAAACGCGCUAAGGAUCAAGAAGAAGAACUGGAUGAUUUGGCUGGACAGGUGCAACUGCUUGAACAGGCAAAAUUAAGACUCGAGAUGAGUAUUGAACAGCAACGUAAAGAGAUGCGAAAGGAGAUGCAGCAACGUGACGAAGAGCUGGAAGAUGUACGUGGAAAUGCCCUUAAAAAGGUAAAAGCUUUGGAAUCUCAAUUGGAGAACGAACAUGAGGAACGAACGAUACUUCUUCGAGAGAAACACGAAUUCGAACGAAGAUUGGUAGCCAUAGAAGAACAGGAUAGGGCUGAUCGUGCUGUGGAUGCUGAAACGACACAAAGAUUAAAAAGAGAUCUAAAGAGAACAAGAGCAUUGCUGAGGGAUGCCCAAACAAUGCUAGAAAGAUCGAAAGGUGAUUCGACUGGUAAAGCAGCUUUGAGACAAUUGAAAAACCAAUUGGAAGACGCUGAAUGUGCCAGAGCAGCGGCUGUCAAAGCUAAACAAGCUUUGGAACAAGAAUUGAACGAGACGCAAGCUACUUUGGAGGAAGCUACGAGACUACGUUCCGAAGCCGAGGAUCGUGCUAAUGCUGCUAAUCGUGAACGAUCGGAACUCCUCUCUCAGCUUGAAGAAAAUGAAGAAGAACUUGCUGAAGUAUUGAAAAAGUACCGAGCUGCUGUUCAACAAGUUUCGGCAGAGCAAGCACAAUUACAAGAAGCUCAGGUGCAGAUCGCGGCACUCGAAGCAGAAAAGUCGUCAUUGAAAGAUCAAUUAUCAGAAUUGAGUCAACGAUUGGAAUCCGUUGAACAACUCGGUGAUCCAACUGCAAAUAGUCUUGCUACGAGACGAUUAGAGUUUCGCACAAAGGAAUUGGAAAGUAAAUUGGAACUGGAACAAACAACAAGAGCUCGUCUCGAAACUCAAAUAGCACGACUUAAGGAGAGUGUCGAAAAGCUUCAAACUGAGACAGCUUUACUUAGAACAAAGGAACAAACGGCACAAGACACGGCAAGAAGAUUACAGAGAUCAUUGCGCGAUGCUCGUGAAGAAGCGAGUUCCGCGUUAGCUCGCGAACAAGAAGCGACACGUGCACGACGCGAAUUAGAGAAAUCUUUGGAGGCUGCUGAAGCUGAAACUAAGGUUGCUCGGGACGAUCUAAGAUUAGCACUUCAAAGAAUAGACGAUUUGCAAAGUGCUAUACAGGGUGAACUCGACUUAGAUUGUAGCGAAGAAGCGACUAGUGAAAAUAGCGACAGUGAUUGAUCCGGAGCAACAUCGGACUUAGAGUCCGAAGCAGACGAGGAAGAACCGAUCGAUCGAAAAGGAUCGGCUCGAUGUUCUGACGAUGCAUCAUUAUCUAAUGAGACACCGAUCGAAGAAGAUCGUCGUAUAAAAUUUUUGGACACACGAACGAAGACCAGUUGCGAAUGAAUCGAAUCCCGUUAUAGAUGGAAAAAUAAAAUAUCAAAGAAAUGAAACUUUCAUCGAUCGUUACACAUUACACACGUACACACAUACAUAUAUAUAUACAUAUAUUCGUGUUUUCUACGUUGACAUGUUGUGACUAGGAAAAAGUCGAUUGGUCGCAUAAAAGUGUCUGAAGUAUUAUUUUCGUCGUAAUAGCAAAUAAAAAAUUAUCGAAAGGGAAUCAAAGAAGGCGAAUCACUCGAAACGGUGAUUCGUCUUAUUAUAAUAAUUAAGAUACAAAGAGAGAAAGGAAAAUUCGUAUCGUUAACAAUUAAGCUGCGAAAAAAGUCUCCUGAUAAUUGUACGCGAACAAGAGUCAACAAUUUUCACGAUUUCUCUCGCGGCUUUUCUCGCGGCUUAUCCAAAAAAGAUAGCAGCGAGUAAGUAGGUGCUAAACUAAUAAAAAUGUAUAAUACCCGUAAUGCUUCGACGUCGUGGUUGAACGUGUCUUCUUCUUUUUAUUUUCUCUCCUCUCUGUUUUCUCUCUCUUUCUCUCUAUCUUUUUAUUUUUUUUUUCUUUCUUUCUUUCUUUCUUUCUUUCUUCUUGUUCGCGCAUAAUUGGUGCUACUUUGCCCGACUAUAGUCUUCUACACGAACGAACGAUAUCGUUCCUUCAGUCUUCCAUGCGAAAUCAAAUAACUUUUAAUUUCUGAGACUCUUAAUACUAUUGUCAAAUGGCAAAGUACAUGGAAUUUUAAAGAAUAUAUACCUCAGAGCACCCUUUGAACUAGAAAAUAAUCGUCACACGAAAGAAAAGCCUUACUUCCAUCCAGAAAAUAAAUACAUACAUACAUACAUAUAUAUAUAUAUAUAUAUAUAUAUAUAUAUAUAUAUAUAUAUAUAUAUAUAUAUAUGCAUACACACAUAAAUAUAUAUAUAUAUGUAUUUAUAUAUUUAUAUAUAAAUAUAUAAAUAUAUAUGUAUAUCCCUACAUGCUUUCCGCAUGAUUGCAAAUCGCGAGAUUGCAAAUAUGGAUCACGUUUUUUGCCGUGUUUCGUUUGUAUAGAAAGAAAAAAAGAAACAAACAAAAAAGCCACGACUCGAGUCGGAUCUUUGAUUUCGUGUAAGAACUCUCGUGUAACUUAUUGCUUUGUAAAAUGCAGAUCUCUUAUUUAAUUACACUGAUGUCUGUCAUUUAUUUCACCGAUCACAACCUGUUUGCGAAAUCUUUUUAUGAAUGGAACAAAAAAUUAUAGAAAAUAAUGAAAGUCAAUGAGAAAUUUGAUUUUUAAUUAAUACAUGUGAUUUUGAUCAUUAAGAAAAUAUAUCAGAAUUUGUUGAAUAAAAAAAUAUAACAAUAUUUGUUGCCUGGUUGGAGUUUAAUAUAGUUCUCCUAUAAUAGUAUUGUCAAGGAGUAUCUACAUUUUUUAUAUUUCUUUUUAAACAAAUACACUUAAAAACUAAAACUUUUUUGUUUUAGUCAAAAAGUCAAAAACGUCACGUAUUUUAAACAUUCUACGUAGAUUUUCAUGUAUCAAAAUUAUUUGUAUAUGUAUAUACUGUUAUAUAAUAUUUCUAAGACAUCAGAGAUUUAAUAUAGUAAAAAUUCUUAAUAAUAUUUUAACAUUCUACCAUUAUAUUUAGCUGUGUAUUACGAAAGCCUCAACAGAAAGAUAUUCAUAUUUAUUAAUGGAAUAUUUAUUUGAACGUUCAAUAGGGCCAUCUUCGACGUUCAACAAUAUUUUUUUCUUCUUCUUUUCUUAAUUUCUAGCUUAAAAAAUGGAUCGCAAAAAGAAGGAUUCAGAAAACGUGAAAUGCUAACGUUCAAGCAGCAAAAGCAAUACAUUCUAUUCUCAAGAAAAAGUUCAUUAACGAUGUCAAUGCUAAUCAAUUGAAGGAUAUGAAGAAAAAUGCAUCUUCAAAAAAAUAUCUAAACAAACUGAUUAAUGAUAUGAGUGAUGGGUAAGUUUAAAAGGGGAUGAAACAUGCCUCUGAUGUUUUAGGUUUUUUUCAUUAUUUUUUUCUCUCAAAUAUCACAAAGCCGUUGCAUAGAUAUUGAAAAUCUUUAUUUAUGUUUAUUUUUUGUUUAUUUUUUCCUUUAUUGUUUAUUUUUUUUUAAUAAGUGCAAAAAAUUAUAAAUGGAAUAAUUUAGAAAUUGAUGAAAAAUCUAUUUAUUUUUUUUUUUUUUUUUUUUUUUUUUUUUUUUUUUUUUUUUUUUAAGAAUAAAUAUAUGCUGACUAUAUGAAAAAACAAGCCAUUCACCGUGAUCACUACAGAUCUUGAUAUAAUUAAUAAUUAAUUGAUAUAUUUUAUGGAUAAUUUAAAAAAUUUAACAAUGCAUCCUUCUAGUGUUUUUUCACCUAGCUAUUUUUUCAAUAUCAAUUUAAGCCAUUAAUUAAUAAACUGUACACAUUACUCUCUUUCAUAUUUAAUUUGCUAAUAAAAAAAAUUAAAUGGAAAAAUUUUUUAAUUGAUAUGGUUAAAUUGAAGACGAACUUCGUUUCUUUUAUCCUCUAAUUUAGCAAUCAAGAUCUUUCGUUUACUUACCAUAAGAUAUGCUCGUUCAUUACGUCGCGAUCAGAUUUUAAAAUGAACUUGUUUAUCAAAUUGAUCCAGACAUUCGAGCCAAUUUUAUAUUUCUCGUCUUGUUAUUUCCAUUUGAACUAAAGUACAAUAUCGUGAAAGUUCGUAUCCCCUUUGAAAUAAUUAUUUCUUUGCUUUUAUAUUAAUUAUCGUUCAAAAUGUAAGAAAAGUGUUGGAACGUAUUAAAUAUGCUUGAAUCAAAUUAGAGGAUGCAAUGAUGAUCAUGCAAAAAUAUACUAAAGAUAAUUGAUUGUAUACAUUAACGAUCGCGUGUAAGAAUAAGAAAAUAAAUUCUAUUUAUAGCAAAUUUAUGUAUAAUAUCUAUUCUUAUAAUUAUAUUAUAUUUUAAUCAUCUUUUAUCUUAAUAUUGUUUUUUUAUUAUUUCUGUACAUACUAUACGAAAUUUUAUACGAUCCUAAUGUAACAAAUAGAGCUAGUAUCAAUUAGUAUCGCCACUUUGCAUUGAAUAUUUGUGAAAAAAUAAAACGCGUUACUAUUUGAUUCUCUCGAUUUUGUGUGUUGAAAUAAUUAUUAUAUGUAUAACAGUAAAUGCGUGCUUUGUCGAGUGUAUCGAGUGUAUUUAAUUCAAAAAAAAAAAAAAAAAAAAAAGAAAAGUAAAAAUAAGUGUUCCACUUGAAACCUUUCACUAAAUAAGAAAUAAUGAAUAUCAUUAACAUUUACCGCCUUGAAAUCAAAUAACUCUUGUCAAAGCAAUUUUUCUCAAAACUGUCGUCUUUUUAUGAUAAAAAUUUGUAAAGCUUCAUUUUUAUAAAUACCCGAUAUAUUAUAAUUUUUGUAUUAUAUUACGUUAUAUAGAAAAAUAAUACAUACACAAUUGUUAAUAUCAUAAUAAUCAAGCACUUGUUAAAUUUCCUUCCGUGAUUAUACGUUCACUUCGACAUGCAAAAAUAUACUGGCGGCCAAUAAACAAUACUUUUAAUCUAACGCUCAUGUCUCUUCUAAAAGAGAAAGAAUAUCAAAAAGUAUAAAUGUAUUAUAGCAAAUCAUUUAAUUACUGAGAAACUACAUCUGUUUCUUACUAAUGCUAAAUCUACUAGUAUUAAAAGUAUGACUAAGGGAUAUCGAUAUAAGGGGAGAAAAAUUAUGGAUCAAUGUCAGUUAUAUCAAGUAAAGGAGUAUUGUUUCCUUCA